AGAAUGAAUAACCUGUGACCCAGGGACAGGAGGGGUAGCAGCACUGACACAGAAAACGUUAGCAUUGAAGGAGUAUUUCUCCUCUGCUACUUCAAAAAUGAAAAUUGAUAUUCAUAGCCACAUUCUACCUAAGGAAUGGCCUGACCUAAAAAAGAGAUAUGGAUACGGUGGAUGGGUGCAGCUGGAUCAUCACUGCAAGGGACAGGCAAAGAUGAUGAAGGAUGGAAAGGUUUUUAGAGUUAUUCAAGAGAACUGCUGGGAUCCAGAAGUACGGAUUAAAGAGAUGGACCAGUCAGGAGUCACCGUCCAAGUGCUGUCCACAGUCCCUGUAAUGUUCAGCUACUGGGCCAAACCUCAGGAUACUUUGGAUCUCGCCCAGAUAUUAAAUAAUGACUUAGCUGCUACAGUAAAAAAGUACCCCAAGAGGUUUGUGGGGCUGGGCACGUUACCUCUGCAAGCUCCAGACCUGGCUGUGAAGGAAAUGCAUCGCUGUGUGAAGGAACUUGGAUUUCCUGGAGUGCAGAUAGGAUCUCAUGUCAACGAGUGGGACCUGAAUGCCCCAGAGCUGUACAAUAUUUAUGCUGCUGCUGAAAAAUUAAAUUGCUGUCUCUUUGUGCAUCCCUGGGACAUGCAGAUAGAUGGGAGGAUGGCCAAAUAUUGGUUUCCCUGGCUAAUAGGCAUGCCAACAGAAACAACCAUGGCCAUUUGCUCCAUGAUUAUGGGAGGAAUUUUUGAAAAAUUCCCUAAGCUGAAAGUCUGCUUUGCACAUGGAGGUGGAGCUUUUCCAUACACAGUGGGGCGAAUCUCCCAUGGGUUCAAUGUGCGCCCUGAUUUGUGUGCCAUGGAUAAUAAGGUGGAUCCAAGAAAAUACCUUGGCUCAUUUUACACAGACUCUCUUGUCCACGAUCGUGGAGCACUAAGGCUGCUAACAAGUGUAAUAGGAGAGGACAAAGUUAUUUUGGGGACAGAUUACCCUUUUCCACUUGGGGAACUGGAACCUGGAAAAUUAAUUGAUUCCAUGGACGAUUUUAACCAUAAACAGAAGGAUAAACUCAAGGCUGGAAAUGCUCUGGAAUUUCUGGGUCUUAGCAGAAAACAAUUUGAAUAAUUUUGGAGUACUAAAGAGGCUCAACUUCAGAAAUAUUGCUGAAUCCUUAGGGUUACUUCUGUUGGCACCUGCAAUUGUACACAUGAAAAAUAAAAUUCACAAGUAUCUGGMAGUCUCCUGUUAUUUCCAAAACAAAAACAAGGGUACUGGAAAUAAAUAUGCACAGGUAUUGCCCGUGGAUCUUGGCUGGCUUUAAACAAUUCUGAAAUCUCUGAUUUAAUAAUAAAGCAGUGAUUUCCUCUUCUGCAGUUGCAAUAAGAAUCUGUGAAGUAUAAUCAAUGCCAUGCUAUUAUGACUUGUUUCUCAGGAAGAAAGGAGC
Molecule: messenger RNA, 1427 nt
Organism: Malurus melanocephalus (red-backed fairy wren)
Lineage: Eukaryota; Metazoa; Chordata; Aves; Passeriformes; Maluridae
Gene: ACMSD
Product: aminocarboxymuconate semialdehyde decarboxylase
Exons: 10
Coding region: 98-1108 (336 amino acids)
Biological process (GO): secondary metabolic process
Cellular component (GO): cytoplasm; cytosol
Molecular function (GO): hydrolase activity; carboxy-lyase activity
Source: RefSeq, a predicted model, not a curated record